Messenger RNA from Yarrowia lipolytica CLIB122, 690 nucleotides. RefSeq names its product mitochondrial 37S ribosomal protein mS38. NCBI's taxonomy places the organism in Eukaryota, Fungi, Ascomycota, Dipodascomycetes, Dipodascales. The record is from RefSeq and is a predicted model, not a curated record. Gene Ontology annotation, cellular component: mitochondrion.
AUGUUAGCAAAACGACUUGGCCAGCUGGCCAGCCCCACCGGAUCGCUGCUGCGAGCAGGAUCCCUGGCCACCGCACGACCAGCAAACGCCCCUAGAACCCGUCGAAUCUCCAUGUCGUCCCAGAGUGGCGAUGAUAAGCGAAAGCUAUGGAAGGACUUUGAUUUGCCCCCUUCGCCACUGGUGGGUGAGGGAACUCCCGAGGACCGAUUCUUUGAGAUUGCUCUGUGCCGACACCGACCUCUGUACCUCGACACUUCUGUCUCGCACCUUUUCUCCGAUUCCGCCGCCACCAAGCGAAUGGAUGAUUUCAUCAAGUCUCGGCCUAACGAGUACGCACAGGGAACCACCGAGGGAUACAACCCUCUGUUCCCUAAUGCCAUGAGCGUUUCCGGUCAGGUUACCAACCCCGAAAUGAUGCAUUUUUCUAAAAACGUCACCGCCGACCUCUACCCCUACGAGAAGUACUACUCUCCUCAGAAGUCCGAGUUUGAGGUGAUUGAGAACGCUCGAUCUGACGCGGACCUUCUCAAGUUCAUCGGUGAGGCCGUCAAGAAGUUUGAGGCCAAGAAUACCGACGCCGACCUGGAGAUGACCUCCGUCAAGCGAAAGCGAAAGAUUAAGAUGAACAAGCAUAAGUACAAGAAGCGAAGAAAGGCUCAGCGUGCUCUUCGACGAAAGCUCGAUAAAUAA